Labrus bergylta (ballan wrasse) is the source of this 2061-nucleotide messenger RNA. It is a transcript of the gene afg1la, whose product is annotated as AFG1 like ATPase a. NCBI's taxonomy places the organism in Eukaryota, Metazoa, Chordata, Actinopteri, Labriformes, Labridae. Gene Ontology annotation, cellular component: cytoplasm; mitochondrion. Gene Ontology annotation, molecular function: ATP binding; ATP hydrolysis activity. The record is from RefSeq and is a predicted model, not a curated record.
GUUUUGCUGACGAUAUUUGAAAACAAGAUGGCGGUGCGCAUACCGCUGUCUGUAACGAUGUCACCCUCAACUUCUCUGGGGUGUAGGCUUUUUUUUAAAGCGAAAUAUUCCUCCACCAACCUGUUUGUAUCUGUGACAGAGAUGUGCAGACGAGGCUACUCGGGGAAAGCCCAGCAGGAGGCAGAGGAGAGCGGGUUCAGCCCCGCAGGGUUCAGCGGGCCUCUGGAUCACUACAGCGGGCUGAUCAGAGACGGGACACUGAAGGAGGAUGAACAUCAGAAAGCUGUGAUGCAGACUCUGGACCAGCUCCACAAAACACUCAGAGGAUACAGCAACACACCGACAUCCCUCUUCUCCAAGUUUUUCACAAAACCGAAGCCACCGAUCGGUUACUACAUCUACGGAGAUGUUGGCACGGGGAAAACUAUGGUGAUGGACAUGUUUUACUCGUAUGUGGAGACUGAAAAGAAGAAGAGGGUUCAUUUCCACGGCUUCAUGCUGGACGUUCAUAAAAGGAUCCAUCGGCUGAAACAAAGUAUGCCAAAGAGGAAAGCAGGAAAAAUGGCCAAAUCCUACGACCCCAUCGCUCCUGUUGCCAAUGAGAUUAGUGAAGAGGCGUGUCUGCUGUGUUUUGAUGAGUUUCAGGUCACUGAUAUCGCUGAUGCCAUGAUUCUGAAGCAGCUUUUUGAGAAUCUGUUUCUGAAAGGUGUUGUUGUUGUGGCUACUUCGAAUCGUCCGCCUGUGGAUUUGUAUAAAAAUGGGCUGCAGAGGGUGAACUUUGUCCCUUUUAUUGCUGUGCUGCAGAAAUAUUGCCAAACUCUCCGCCUCGACUCUGGGAUAGAUUACCGCAAAAGGAACAGACCGUCUGCUGGAAAACUCUACUUUCUCUCCAGGGAGCCAGAUGUAGAAGCGACACUUGACAAGAUGUUCGAUGAGCUCGCCUUCAAGCAAAAUGAUAUAACACGACCAAGAGUCCUGAAUGUUAACAACAGGAAAGUGCGUCUGAACAAAGCCUGUGGGACCAUUGCAGACUGUACGUUUGAGGAGCUGUGUGAUAGACCUUUAGGGGCCAGUGAUUACCUGGAGAUGUCCCGGCUGUUUGACACCAUCUUUAUCCGACACAUUCCUCUACUCACCCUGAACAAGAAAACUCAGGCCAGGCGGCUCAUAACGCUCGUGGAUGCUCUCUACGACCACAAGGUGCGGGUGGUGAUUCUUGCAGACCAUCCACUGGAGGAUAUUUUUGUACACGACGGGGAUCAUAGUCAUGACGAGAGCCACAUCCUGAUGGACGAUCUGGGGCUGAAAAGGGAAGACGCCAGCGGUCUGUCGAUAUUCAGCGGAGAAGAGGAACGAUUUGCCUUCCAGAGGACAGUGUCUCGACUCACAGAGAUGCAGACUGAGGAGUACUGGCUCGAAGGAGACAGAAGCACCAAACCACAGGCGUAACAUUCAGAAAACUCCACCAUUUAACACAACCUCCAUAAACUGUUCUCUGCUCUGCCAAACUCACACAGACUGAACAAUACUCCCAUUAUGGAACUCCUUCACAGUACGUGUGCAGAAACUGUACAGAGAAUAUUUAUUGAAAUCUUAACGCCUUUUAUGACUUUAUUGUGACAUUGCACUUUAUGGAUAAUUUUUAAGUGUCAUAUUGCUUUUAAUCAUAUAGUGGUCCAACUAUAUUUGCCUGUUUAAAUCUGUGCAGAAGAGAUGCACAACUUGAAGAAAUGGAUUCCUUAAGGACUUGUUUUGAAGAUUUUACAUGUUAAUCUUUGAGCUACGUACUGUUUUAUCAAAUGUAAAAAACAUAUCUCAACGAGUUAUUCAUGAUUCUCAUACAUGCUUCAAUACAAUGGUGCAACAGUGGUUCACAAAGUGAAAGCAGUUUUUUUUUUCCAUUCCUGAUGGAUGCUGCGAACUGGACAAUACUGCAUUUGUUACUUUUUUAUCUGUUGGAUGGAAAAGGGCAAACAAAUGUAUCACAGGGCUUCCAGGUGGUGCUAUAAUCUUAUGAGUCUGUCUACAUUCAUGAAGAUAUUUUUUUUUCUGAGGUCAAAA